Pseudogymnoascus destructans is the source of this 2065-nucleotide messenger RNA. RefSeq lists its product as uncharacterized. The transcript is spliced from 2 exons. The coding region runs from base 265 to 1737 and encodes 490 amino acids. Lineage: Eukaryota; Fungi; Ascomycota; Leotiomycetes; Thelebolales; Thelebolaceae. The record is from RefSeq and is a predicted model, not a curated record.
GACACAAUCACCCCGCGCAACGAGUUUGUAUAUUUACUCAACAUCAUACCGCAUUAUCUGCGGGAUUAAUAUUAUUGAACUCUUCAAAUUGACCCCUUACGACCGAAUAUACGCCAAUCCAUGAUUGUGGGACAGUGUGAUUCAUAAACUAUCCAGUCGCAGGGCUCGAGCGCGCAACAUAUUUAGAUUGACUACAGUCGUUCAAUAGCGUACAUAAAAUCACUCAAAUCUACAUCUAUUCUCUUGAGGGAAACAAGGACUGCCAUGCAGUCCACAACUGCAUCUGCGGACCUCCCUGUCCAGGAGAAGGCGUCCGUUCCAGCCACAACGAGCGUCGACAACGCGAAUGCCAAUGGUGCACCUCCCACUGCGGCCGCGACAACUGUGCCAUCGGGCGAUGGAGCUGUGAAGUUGACAGCCUUGGAAUUGAAAGCACAAAAGAAGGCAGAAAAGGCUGCGAAACGACAACAGGUGAUACAGAACAGACAAGGUGGGGCAGCACCAGGUGCGCCAGUUGGGCCAGCGGGAGCUAUCCUGUCGCCUCAAGGAAAUAAGGCUGCACCGAAGGGAGGGAAAGAAUCUGGCAAAGGGCAGCAUAAGCGCGCCCCGUCCACUGCUGGCGACUCGAAGAACGCAGCAGCUCGAUCAUCUCAACAACAGAAUAAUGCGCCAGCGGAACCCCCUGCGGAAGACAAGACCGUCGAACUGUUCCGUCACUUAUACAAGCCGAGGGCGAAGACAAUCGCUGGAGCAAAGGAUGUCCACCCGGCAGUCUUAUCUCUUGGGCAGCAAAUGAGCAACUAUGUUAUUUGCGGCAGCAAUGCGCGUCUUGUAGCAACAUUACGGGCGUUCAAGAGAGUUAUUAAUUCAUACACAACCCCUCCUGGAACCACCCUGACACGGCACAUGAGCACACACGUUCUGUCACCACAAAUCGAAUACCUGACCUCAUGUCGGCCCAUGUCAAUUUCCAUGGGAACCGCAAUCCGCUGGCUCAAGCUUAAGAUCGCAAAGGUCGACCCUGAUGAGCCGGAUGCCGAAGCCAAGGAGUCACUGUGCGCGGAUAUCGACGAGUAUAUCCGUGACCGUGUCACGCUCGCAGACGCUGUCAUCGCCAAGAGCGCAUCCAACCAAUGCAUCAAGGAUGGAGAUGUUAUCCUCACAUACGCCAAGAGCAGCGUUGUUCAACAGGCACUGGUACAGGCGCAUAGCGAUGGCCGUCGGUUUAGGGUGAUCGUUGUUGACUCGCGGCCAUUGUUCGAAGGCAAAGCACUAGCAAAGGCCCUUAUUAACUUUGGCUUGGAUGUCAAGUACUGCCUUAUGAACGGCGUCAGCCAUGUCAUGAAAGAGGUCACCAAAGUUCUCCUGGGUGCACAUGCCAUGAUGAGUAACGGUGUGCUCUACAGUCGGAUUGGCACGUCUCAAAUCGCCAUGGAAGCAAAGGAUUACGACGUCCCAGUUAUUGUGCUCUGUGAGAGCGUCAAGUGCACGGAGAGAGUUGCCUUGGACUCGAUCGUUUUCAACGAGGUGGCAGACCCAGACGAACUACUCAUACCCUCAACAAAGCCUCCGGCGGGAAUGUUACAUGGAUGGCGGGAUGUGAAGAACCUGCAGCUGCUAAAUCUACUGCACGAUGUGACUCCAGCGGACUAUAUCACCAUGAUUGUUACAGAGCUAGGCAUUGUACCACCAAGUUCAGUACCUGUCUUGCAACGUCUUGCCAACGAGGGUCAGUGAGAAAAAGGACUUUGGUUAUGCGGGUUGGUUUCGUCUGUACGAUACGGCGAUUGGGAUAGCAUUUGCCAGGACGUCCGACAAAACCUCCUCGUCUGGGAAGCAUUUGGAGAAGGCUUGCCUCCUCACUUGUAUUAAUGGAGAGCUAUAUCUUAAAUGGAUUGAAUAGACUCCUUUCCAUAUGAUAAGACGUGCAUUGAUUACUGUAGUGGGAAUAUUAUAGAAUCUGGCAAAAGGGCAAAGGAGGGCACGUGAUAACGAUAGAUUACCAAUGCCUUCCGAGGUUAAUGACGUCCUAAUGGCGAGCUUCGCUCCCAGAGUAAAUAGAAAU